AUGACGAAAGGGAUAAGAAACAGGUCGAAAUGUAUGAACCAGUUUCAUAGUAAUGCUAAUGGUGCAGCAUGGAAUCCUUUAUUAACUCAUUGCUCCAAAAACAAAAUAAUAUCCAAAGCCAAGAAUUCACAAAUGAAAAGACUAAAAAUCAAAAGGGUAUAUGAAUGCGAUGAAUGCAGCGAUUACAAUAUGAAUCAAUGGUAUAGGAAAAAGUGA
Messenger RNA from Brugia pahangi, 216 nucleotides. Lineage: Eukaryota; Metazoa; Nematoda; Chromadorea; Rhabditida; Onchocercidae. The record is from the annotation of a GenBank genome assembly.